CCCUGUACUCUUCGGCUUUUCCGUCUUUCUCUCUAAUGUCUUCCCCUAUAUAUCUAUUUCUUUCUAAGCGCAGAAUGAACGCAGUGCAGCUACAAGGACGCAUGCAUCGUUCUGUCAAAGCUCUUGGCGCGCAAGCGCAAUUUGUCGGGCAAUGUCAAAUAGACCGACUCUUUUCCUUCUCUCUUUAUCUCUCCCACUUUGCGUUAGAUAAUCGUUCUCGCCGAAUGAAACGCAUCUCGAGCAUGACGCCGGCUGCGGAAAAUGCGCCGCGCUGUCGCGCUCGUUGACGCGAUUCGCCACGCCUGUCCUUUCUCUCCCUCUUUCGAAUCCUCGGAGUCCUCCACCGUGUAUGCGUCGCAUCGCGAUUUCCGUGAAAUUGACGCACGAUUGACGGAAUGCCAGUGAACGCAUCCGUGGCUUUGCCGGCCCGUUGUCCCGUAACAAGGCACCUGGUGGAACGUCGCUCCUCCAUGAACCGCGACUCCGUGCGCUGAGUCGUGCUUCGUUGGUAUACAUCAAACAAACAUCGACUCGAAUGCUCAUUUAUUACGCUCAUACAUCAACUGUCAACGAAACGAAAGCGGAUUCGAAGCUCCAACGAAGGCAGAAGUGUGUAUGCUGUAAUGCAUGUGUUAAACGCGUUCAAUAUAACAAUCUCCAUAAUUGUUGAGUUUAGCUUAAAUUAGGUAAGCGAUAAGAAGAACUGGGCGCUAAGAUGGUACGCGUGAUAACGGUGCACAAUUUCCUGGGACAGAAUGUCGCCCAGAUCGAUGAACCCACGGCGACGUGCACGGCUAGCAGCCAGGGGCAGGAGAUGCUCCUGCUGGCGUUGCCCACACACUGCGUGGAGGUAUGGGAGCUGAUGAAUUCGGACGUCAAGUUGCGCACUGUUUUUCCCACGGUAGACAUGAUCAAUCACAUGGUACACUGCGCCAAGGGAGACUACGUUGUGACGCUGGAAUCAAAAUAUCUCAGAGACACUGCGAGCAAUAAUCAUGCAAAUAGAGCCACUUCUAAUUUUGUAAGGAUUUAUGUAAAUUGGGCUACGGCGAAAGAUCAGAGUCAGCCGAUGCGAGCCAGGAUUGCUGGGCGGGUCACGCCGAGCUUAAAUCGACCCUUGAACAGCUUGGAGAUGAUAGAGUUACCUCUGAGCGUGCAACCUACGUUAAUCGCUUGCUGCCAGUGCACCGGGAACUUAUUGGUAGCUUCCGGAAACAGUGCGAUUCUGCAUGAGUUCAAGAUCGAAACGCAACAGGUAUCAAAGAUGAAAUUUAUAGAUUUUGAGCCUAGACCUUGGUCGUUGGGAUUCACAUUCAUACCUACACGCAUGGAAAUCAUGGAAGAUUUUAUAGCAAUCAUGGAUAAUACAAAUUUAUCCGUUUUUCGUCUCACAAACUCGAUGUACGAAGAUAUUGACCAACUUAGCUCUUUAACUUCCACUUCUUCUUCCGUCGACAAGACGUCCAUAUCCACAGAUUCAUCUCUCGUAGAUAAUAGCAGCAACCUUGGAAAUGAUGAUAUGUCACUGCAGGGAACAAAUGUAAAGCACAAAUCUAUUGAUCAAGAUUGUCAGUAUGCGACACCUAAAAAUAAUGAAACAAUUGUGACCAAUGUAAAAUCUAAAGAUAAAAAACACAGGAGUACAAAGGGAAGUACAUGGUAUAAGCCAGAAGUAGACGAUUUCAACAAAGCAAAGGCAAGUAAUAAUAAGAAUUACAUAGACUGGGAGCACCUGAUAUGCAACGAGAAAGAUGAGAUGCAAAGGCUAAUUGCUCAAGGAAUUAUUGAUCCUUCUUCACAGCCAUUGACGGUGAAUCUGCCACUGAUAAGCUUAGAAAGGGCUGGUCCAGGUCACGCUCUCAGUCCUUUUGUACUAAAUUCAGCGGACAUAAAAAUCUUCAUCAAGACAACUUCGCCUGACGUAGGCUGGUCUGAAAAUUAUAUGAUAAAAAAUUUACUAUGUUUAAAAAUCAACGCUGGAAAUAAUAAUGCCAAGGUAGACGGAAUUCUAGAGAUCUUCAGAUGCCUCGUACUGAAGCCGCUGUAUAUGAAGAAGGAAUGUAACAUCACCGGUGUGAAGAAAUCUAUGUUGCGAUCCGAUAGGUACAGAUACUUGCAAGGUGUAAGUUGUUUCGUUUGUACUACGCAGGAGGGAUAUCUGUAUCACUUCUCAGCGGCAAGCAGCGGUUCUCUGGAUGCGACGUGUCUGACCACUUAUCCGUUCACCGCACCUGUUCAUCACGUGGCGCUGGAGCACACGGUACUUCACGCAUUGACCGAGGCCGGUCUCGAGUCCUACACAUUACGUCUUUCUCAUCAUAUCGCGAAAUUGUCAAACAGCACGGACAGCGUUAGAGUAACUUGCCCCAGUGUCAACGAACCGGUAAGCCUUAUCGGUUUAAGACCGUUCCUGGGAAUACAGAAGCUGUUGCAUACGAGAAGCUAUAUAGUUCUGCUAGCUAAGGCCGACAGUUCUUGGACCAUGUACUCUUUGAAUCUACCGAAAUUCGAAAAUGUAUAUUUCGAUAUAUUGAAUGCAGCAAGGAGUCAUAAAUCCUCCAGUCCGAGCACUUAUCGACAUUUGCUGGGAGAGGCACACGCCUUGAUACGCUUGGCGAAGGAUGUUUCGUACGAUGGCGUGGAUAACGAGGAAUUCGACGAUGCGAUGCACAAGAAUGAUCUCAAGUUGAAAAACCUCUACAAUCAAUCGUGCGCGUUGCUCGCGGAUUACUAUAUACGAUCGGAGAAUGAAUCGGAUUGGGAUUUGUGUAUUCCUUACUACAAGAUGUCCGGGCUAAAGCCUUCCGAGGUGUUAUCCAGGAAAUGCAGUCAGGACGCACCGGGACUCCUGACGUUCUUAACGGAUGCGCUUCUCACGAUGAAAAGCGGAUCCGAAGCGGACGCGCUUUUCCAAGGAUUUAAUAUCAUAGAAAUCAUCUGUAAACUGGAGAAGGAGGAUCUGUUGAAAUUAAUCUUCGGGAGUCCUGUGCUGAGGGAGUACGCCACCGAGAAACUGAUAAAUCUUCUGCUAACGCACGAAACCGACGAUAUUGUUAAACUCGCCUUGGCACUCUUAUACAUUCAGGCCGACAAACAGGAACAAGCGGAGAAGGCGUUGGAGCCAGUUUCCGUGCGAUGUAUCAACCAGAUUGUUUUGGAACGCUGGGAACUGCUAUUCGACGUAACCGCAGUGAAAAAGAGGAGUCCUAUGAUCGCUACUUUCUCGGACUUUGCCGGUAUCUUGAUGCUCAUAAAGAACACUACCUUCGCCGAUAUCCUGAUACAAUUAAUAGAAGACGAAGGUGCGUUGUCGUUGCAUCAAAUCAUACAGGUGUUCCUGGAGUACUUGCCGUCGCGAGUCGGAAGGGACGGGCACAACGCAGCUGCCACCCUGCAAGUUUUUCUCGAGAAAUAUUUACAUAAUUAUUUCAGUUCGAAAUUCAUGAUGGAGUGGCCACAACCUGUAAAUAAAAAUCAGAUACGCUCGGAUUUUGCUCUCAUUGAGGCGUUCAAACUAUUAGUGCGAUCAUACUUAGGCAAAUUAACUCAAACAAGGGUGCAUAAAACCGAUCUCAAGGAGGAUCAGGGAGAAAAUGAUAAAGAAUAUUUCAUGUUCGCCAAAUAUCGACCGAGCUAUUUGAACAAAAUGCCACCAUACGCCAAAGAUUACCAAAAAAUUUUAGGCAUGAACGAUUUUAAGGAUUUAGAGAAUUUUAACAACGCAUCCGAGACCGAGAAGAUUAUACCUAAGGAAUUGUUUAAGCUGCAAUCCAUACUGUCGUGCGAAUUUCUGCCGGUCGAAUGUUUGCACGAGGUCAAGCAAUUUCUCGAAACGCAAAAUAUCGAUGGAAGCUUGUCUCUCAAGACAUUAUGCAUUCAGAAUACGGAAGAAGUGACGACAAUUCUAAUGGAUAGUUGUCCACAAGCUGUAGUACAGUAUGCGAAGGAUAAAUAUACGAAGGACACUGAGUGGAAGCAUCUUAUUGAAUUAACGCAGGACAAAAUUGCCACUUCAACGACGCAACAGGAGUUACAACUCUUGUACACGCAGAUCAUGAAAGAAAUCCUGAAUUAUUUGCCACAUGCAUUACCUAUGAAAAGUCUACAUCGCAUCUUACCGAGAGAUGACAUGGCAGCAUUUCAAAGAUGCACCGAAAUGUGCAAUCAAAUCAUGCAUGCGGAUCAUGUAAAAUCGUUGAUAAUGGAAACCGGACAGCAACUUUUGACAACUUUAAAGUUGUGAAGAUAGGUUUCCAUUAAAUAUCAUUUGUUAGCUAAUUUCUAGACAAGGAAGUGAUAAUACUAAGGAAUUACGAAUAUAAAUUCGGAUAUCACGUUUUAACAAUGAUAUCACGAAAGACUACUUUGUGUGCACUUAUACUCGCAGAUUAGCCAUUUCUACAAACAUUUCAGACAUAUGUUCCUGAUUAAUGCAGUCACAUAAACUGAUGUUAGUUAAUAAUUGUGCUGAUGCACGCAUUUUUAAUGAUAAAUAACUUUCAUCAAUUAUUUAAAAAAAUUCGAAGGGAGAUAUUAUAAAUAGAAUUUGUCUAUAAUUAACUGUUGAAUCGUUCUAUAUAGAUAUAUUAUAUUAUGACUAAAAAUAUAAAAUCUGUCCCAGAGCAAAGAUAAUAACUUAACACAUAAAGAUUGACAUAAAAUAAUGUAUACAAAAAUUAUAAAUUUGGAGCACAUUAUAUCUAUACAAGAAAAUGUUUUUAAUUAUUCAUUAAUUGAAUUUAGAAAUAAUUAUAUAAAUGUUUGAAUGCUCUACGCAGUUAUAUCAAAAUUUAUUAAUAUUAAUUACAUCAAUCGAUUUUGUUCUGCUCUGGAACAGAAGGUAUGUCUUUAGUGAAAUGAAUUUUACUAAAAUAGUUUUUAUCAAAUCUGUUGAUCCUAACGAGUUUUACGUAAUCGAUUUUUGAGUGUUACAAAACAUGUAACUUUGAUGUGCCUUUAGCAAUGAUUUCUCUUUAUUGUAAAUCUAAUUAUGUUAGAAUGAUUAAUAAUAUUUAUAAUUCAUCAUAAAAAAAAAAAUAAAUACAUAAUAAUCUA
Temnothorax curvispinosus is the source of this 5055-nucleotide messenger RNA. Its product is annotated as Hermansky-Pudlak syndrome 3 protein homolog. Gene Ontology annotation, biological process: organelle organization. The transcript has 4 exons. Gene Ontology annotation, cellular component: cytoplasm. The record is from RefSeq and is a predicted model, not a curated record. Lineage: Eukaryota; Metazoa; Arthropoda; Insecta; Hymenoptera; Formicidae. The coding region runs from base 716 to 4243 and encodes 1175 amino acids.